Molecule: messenger RNA, 10395 nt
Organism: Gloeophyllum trabeum ATCC 11539
Lineage: Eukaryota; Fungi; Basidiomycota; Agaricomycetes; Gloeophyllales; Gloeophyllaceae
Exons: 16
Coding region: 1-10395 (3464 amino acids)
Biological process (GO): microtubule-based movement
Cellular component (GO): dynein complex
Molecular function (GO): ATP binding; dynein intermediate chain binding; dynein light intermediate chain binding
Source: RefSeq, a predicted model, not a curated record
AUGGAAGUGGAUCCAGACUCGAGGACAGGUGUUCUGGCGCCCUCCAACUCGUCUACCGCUGCGGCGGUCACCUUCAUUACAUUCGUGCAAGACCUCAAGCGCAAGACCAAGACAUGGGGACCUAUGAUCGAACUGUGCGCUAGUGGCGAGAAGACCUUGGAGAGAUUUCGUUACCAGUUUCCCGAUGACUGGCUGUACAGCGACCAGCUUACCGGAGAGUGGAGCGCGUUCAAUGAGAUCUUGAAGAGGAAGAAUGAUUCCAUACAGGAGCAGCUCGCUGGCCUGCAGCUCAAGAUCACGGCCGAGGAUAAGAUCGUUGAGAACAAGAUAAACGACAUCAUUCAAGAGUGGGAGCAGACGCGACCUGUCCAGGGCAGUAUGCGCGCGGACACUGCUCUGAAUACCAUUAACAUCUUCGAGGGACGGUUGAACCGAGUUCAAGAAGAAUACGACCUCGUCUGCAAAGCCAAGGAGGCUCUGGACCUUGAACUUACGAGACAUACACGGCUGGAGCCCGUCUUCGAAGAGCUGCGGGACUUGAAGGCCGUCUGGACAGCUUUGUCGGGCAUCUGGAGCCAGAUCGGUGAAUUGAGAGAGCUGUCAUGGGCCACCGUCCAACCUAGGAAGCUGAGGCAGCAGAUUGACGGGCUCCUUUCCUCGACAAAGGAAAUGCCGACCAGAAUGCGACAAUAUGCCGCUUUUGAAUAUGUGCAAGACGUACUUCGUGGCUUGCUCAAGUCGAAUACGAUCAUCUCGGAACUAAAGUCAGAGGCUUUGAAGGACAGGCAUUGGAAGCAAUUGUUCAAGGCUCUGCGUAUGCCAAGCACACCGAACUUGACUUUAAUGACGUUGGGUAAUGUCUAUGACAUGGACCUCAAGAGGAACGAGUCUGUCAUCAAGGAGGUCAUCGCCCAGGCCGGCGGGGAGAUGGCACUGGAGGAGUAUAUCAGACAAGUCAAGGAGACAUGGACCAGUUAUACCCUGGACCUGGUUAACUACCAGAACAAGUGUCGACUCAUUCGGGGCUGGGACGACCUCUUCAACAAAUGCAGCGAGAAUCUAAAUUCGUUGACUGCGAUGAAGUUGUCACCGUACUACAAAGUAUUUGAGGAAGAGGCAAGUUCGUGGGAGGAGAAACUGAAUCGCAUUCACGUCCUUUUCGACGUCUGGAUCGACGUCCAGCGCCAAUGGGUAUAUCUUGAAGGCAUAUUCUCCGGUAGCGCUGACAUCAAGCAUCUGUUGCCCGUGGAGAGCGCUCGUUUCCAGAAUAUCAAUACGGAGUUUCUGGCUGUCAUGAAGAAGGUGUACAAGUCGCCCUUCGUGGUAGACGUGAUGAAUAUUCCGGGCAUUCAGAAGAGUUUGGAGAGAUUGGCUGAUUUGCUGAACAAGAUUCAGAAGGCUCUGGGAGAGUACCUGGAACGUGAACGUUCUUCAUUCCCUCGAUUCUACUUUGUGGGUGACGAAGACUUGUUGGAGAUUAUCGGUAACAGCAAGGACAUCCUCCGCAUCAUGAAGCAUCUCAAGAAGAUGUUCGCCGGUAUCUCGACUGUCAUGCUUGACGAGGAAUUAACGGAGAUUCAAGGAAUGGCGUCCCGAGAAGGAGAGGAGAUCAAGUUCAAGACACCCAUUCUGCUGAAGGACUUCCCGAAGAUCAACGACUGGCUGGCCAAGAUCGAGUCUGAAAUGCGCAUGACGCUAGCUCAACUGUUGACGGAAGCGGUCGGCGACUUGCAGUCAUUCUACGGCAACGGCGGCCAGUUGCCAAUGGACCAAUUCAGAACGUGGAUGGAGCAGUAUCCUGCCCAGCUCGUAACUCUAGCCGUACAAGUGGCGUGGACAGCUUCCGUUGAAACUGCUCUCGAAGCGUCUGGGUCCCUCGAAGGUCCUCUUGCCACUGUCCUCCAAGGUCUGGAUCUGCUCGCUGACGUCGUCCUAACGGAGUUGACUCCGGUUACGCGUCGCAAGUGCGAGCACCUUAUCACUGAGCUCGUCCACCAAAGGGAUGUCGUCCGUAACCUAAUGCAACAGAAGAUAACGGAUAACAGAGCCUUCCCUUGGCUGUAUCAGAUGCGCUUCUACCUGGACAAUACGGUUGACAAUGCUCUUGAUCGGCUUGCCAUCCGUGUUGGUGAUGCUUCAUUCCCUUACGGAUGGGAGUACUUGGGUGUGCCCGAUCGUCUGGUGCAGACUCCUCUCACAGAUCGUUGCUACCUUACUUUGACGCAGGCCUUGGAUAAUCAGCUCGGUGGUGCGCCAUUCGGUCCUGCUGGGACAGGGAAAACGGAAUCUGUCAAGGCUCUCGGGGUUCAAUUGGGACGAUUUGUCCUGGUUUUCUGCUGCGACGAGACAUUCGAUUUCCAAGCUAUGGGCCGUAUAUUCGUUGGGUUGUGUCAAGUUGGCGCCUGGGGCUGCUUUGACGAAUUCAAUCGUUUGGAGGAACGCAUUUUGAGUGCUGUUUCCCAACAAGUCCAAAGUAUCCAGCAAGGUCUUGUUGCUGUAGCGAAGAAUCCCAACGUAGAGAUAGAGCUCGUGGGUAAGAGUCUGAAGAUCAACAAGAAUAUCGGUAUUUUCAUCACGACUAACCCCACGUAUGCCGGGCGUUCGGCUCUACCUCCCAACUUAACGAAGCUCUUCAGGCCUAUGGCUAUGACUCGGCCUGACAGAGAGCUCAUUGCUCAGGUCAUGUUAUUCUCGCAAGGUUUCCGUACUGCCGAGUCCCUGGCAUCCAAGAUUGUGCCUUUCUUUAAUCUCUGCGACGAACAGCUUUCUCCCCAGCCGCAUUAUGACUUUGGUCUGCGGGCUCUGAAGGCAGUGCUGGCUAGUGCCGGUAUACUGAAGCGUGAGCGCCUCCUCAGCGUACGUGCUGCGGAAGGAGAGGGAGGAGAGGCCGUCGGCUUGUCCGAUGCAGUGUCUGAACAAGUAAUACUAAUACAGAGUGUCACCGAGACGAUAGUCCCCAAACUUGUGGCCGACGACGUGCCCCUCUUGACCAGCCUCCUUGCUGAUGUGUUCCCUGGCGUGGAUUACGAGCCUGUGGACUUGAGUGCUCUUAAGGAACAGAUCUUGAAGGUGUCAGCGGAGCGCCGCCUCGUUCCUGGGGAGCGUUGGAUUUCCAAGAUUCUGCAACUGUAUCAAAUCCAGAAGAUUCAGCACGGUCUUAUGAUGGUUGGGCCAUCAGGCAGCGGCAAGACUAACGCCUGGCAAGUUUUGCUCAAGGCCUUGGAACAGCUGGACGGAGUGGAAGGCGUAGCGUAUGUCAUCGACCCGAAAGCAAUGGAUAAGGACGCACUCUACGGCACUCUCGAUCCUACGACUCGUGAAUGGAAUGAUGGACUGUUCACGCACAACCUAAGGAAGAUCGUUGAUGACGUUCGUGGCGAGAGCGGGAAGAGGCACUGGAUCAUUUUCGAUGGCGACGUAGACCCAGAAUGGGUAGAGAAUCUGAACAGCGUGUUGGACGACAACAAGCUACUGACGCUACCUAACGGUGAACGCCUCAAUCUUCCUCCGAACGUUCGCAUAAUGUUCGAGGUGGAGCAUCUGCGUUAUGCCACUCUGGCUACUGUCAGCAGAUGUGGUAUGAUCUGGUUUAGUGAAGACAUCGUGGAGCCCUCGAUGGUCUACCGCCAUUACCUGGAUACGUUGUCGACGGUUCCGCUGGACGCAGACGACGAGGAAACGAGCGAUCUUCUCGUGAGGCGCACCGAUGCUGCUACCUCGGAUGCGGCAGCCUCAGCCAAUUUGAUCGCGCAGAAGCAGAUAGCGGCUGUCCUCGAACCUUACUUCGCUGAGGGAGACCUCGUAGAAUCGGCGCUGUCCUACGCCGACUCCAUCGAACACAUCAUGGAUUUCACUGCGACUCGAGCCCUCAAUACGCUCUUUUCGCUUCUCAAUAAGACUGUCCGGAAUGUAAUCGAAUACAAUAUCCAACACUCAGAUUUCCCUCUCCCUCCAGAACGUGUCGAGCAAUACGUAACUAAGCGGUUGCUGGUGAACAUCAUUUGGGCUUUCUCAGGCGACGCGAAACUGGACCUGAGAGCUGACAUGGGCGAGUUCCUUCGGAAACACACUGGCAUUGAUUUGCCUCCUUUAGCUGCUGGUAGUUCACUGCUGGACUACGAUGUUCAUAUCCAGAAUGCAGAAUGGACAGCAUGGGCAUCAAAGGUCCCUGUGAUCGAUAUCGAAUCGCAUGCCAUUACAGCUUCUGAUGUCGUCGUUCCGACCGUCGACACCAUCCGGCAUGAGGAAGUCCUAUACUCCUGGCUGUCGGAACAUAAACCACUUCUCCUUUGUGGCCCGCCUGGAUCCGGCAAGACUAUGACGCUCUUCAGUGCUUUAAGGAAGCUACCAGACCUAGAGGUCGUUGGCCUGAACUUCUCUAGUGCUACCACGCCGGAGCUGAUAUUGAAGACGUUCGAUCAGUAUUGCGAAUAUCGUAAGACACCGAAUGGCGUUGUGUUGGCUCCUACGCAGAUCGGCCGGUGGCUCGUAGUCUUCUGCGACGAAAUCAAUUUGCCUGCAACAGACAAGUAUGGAACUCAAAGAGUCAUCUCCUUCAUACGUCAACUUGUCGAAUGCAACGGCUUCUGGCGAACAAGCGACAUGUCUUGGGUCAAACUCGAAAGAAUCCAAUUCGUCGGUGCUUGCAAUCCUCCCACUGACCCUGGCCGAGUGCCCCUCAGCCACAGGUUCUUGCGGCAUGCACCCUUGGUUAUGGUGGAUUAUCCCGGAGAAUUAUCUCUCAAGCAAAUUUACGGCACCUACACUCGUGCUGCCCUGAAGGUUGUGCCUAAUUUGCGCGGUCAUGCGGAACCGUUGACGGAUGCCAUGGUUGAAUUCUACUUGGCGUCUCAGAAACGCUUCACAACCGAUGUCCAAGCGCACUACGUGUACAGUCCUCGUGAGCUUACACGUUGGGUGCGCGGUAUCUAUGAAGCGAUCCGGCCUCUGGAAAUGUUGACCGUGGAGGGUCUCGUACGCGUGUGGGCGCAUGAAGCAUUACGUCUCUUCCAGGAUCGGUUGGUAACCGAGGAAGAGAAGCAAUGGACGGACGACAAUAUCGAUUUGGUGGCCAUGCAGCAUUUCCCCACCAUCAACCGUGACGAAGCCUUGGCCCGCCCUAUUCUAUUUUCGAAUUGGACGUCCAAGAACUACAUACCCGUGGAUCGCGAAGUUCUUCGUGAAUACACCAAAGCGAGAUUGCGGGUGUUCUACGAGGAAGAGCUUGAUGUGCCGCUGGUUCUCUUCAACGAUGUCCUCGAUCAUGUGCUACGUAUCGAUCGUGUCUUCCGGCAGAUACAGGGUCACCUCCUGCUUAUCGGUGUAAGUGGCAGUGGGAAAACAACGUUGUCUCGCUUUGUGGCCUGGAUGAACGGUCUUAGCAUAUUCCAGAUCAAAGUGUCCAAUAAAUACACGGGUGAUGAUUUCGAUGAGGAUCUUCGGACGGUCCUUCGCCGAGCUGGCUGCAAGGGCGAGAAAAUAUGCUUCAUCAUGGACGAGUCCAACGUACUUGAUUCGGGGUUCUUGGAGCGUAUGAAUACUCUCCUCGCCAAUGCGGAGGUUCCCGGUCUGUUCGAAGGUGACGAACAUGCGGCCCUCAUGACGGCGUGUAAGGAAGGCUCUCAAAGAGAUGGAUUGAUGCUGGAUUCGCAUGAGGAAUUGUACCGGUGGUUUACUGGACAGGUUGCCAAAAACCUCCACGUCGUCUUCACGAUGAAUCCUCCUCAGAACGGACUGGCCUCUCGUGCUGCGACGUCCCCAGCGCUAUUCAAUCGUUGUGUCCUGGACUGGUUCGGCGAUUGGUCCGAUCAAGCCUUCUAUCAAGUUGGCAUGGAAUUCACCAACACGCUGGACCUCGAUCUUCCAGCGUACAACCCGCCUGCUCACUUCCCGAUUGCUUACCGAGAGUUGUCAAUGCCACCGACCCAUCGAAAUGCCGUCGUCAAUGCGCUCGUGUUUGUCCAUAUGUCUAUGUAUGCAAUCAACCAAAGAAUCAGCAGACGUCAAGGGCGUUACAACUACGUCACUCCACGGCAUUAUCUGGACUUUAUCAAUCACUACGUGCGACUCUUUAAUGAGAAGCGAAAUGAAUUGGAGGAACAACAACGGCACUUACACGUCGGGCUGGACAAGUUACGUGAUACCGUCACUCAAGUCGAGGAGUUGCGGAAGAGCUUAGCUAUUAAGCGGUCUCAGCUAGAGGCGAAAGAUGCAGAGGCUAACGAGAAGCUGAAGCGCAUGGUUACCGACCAGCAGGAGGCUGAACAAAAGAAGGCCGCUUCUAUAGAGAUCCAGGCAGCUUUGGUCGAGCAGGAGAAGCACAUAGAGCAGCGUCGCGCUGUCGUAAUGGCGGAUCUCGCAGAUGCAGAGCCUGCUGUCCUUGAGGCUCAAGCCGCUGUUAGCAACAUCAAGCGGCAGCACCUGCAAGAAGUGCGUUCGAUGGCUAAUCCACCAGAGGCAGUUAAGUUAGCCAUGGAAUCCGUCUGUACUGUUCUUGGACACAAGAUCGACAGCUGGCGUACAGUUCAAGGUAUCAUUCGUCGAGACGACUUCAUUCAGCGGAUCGUCAACUUCGAUACUACGAAUCAAAUGACCAAGCAGAUCCGGGAGCUCAUGAAGAAGGAUUUCUUGAGCCGACCGUCGUUCAACUUCGAGACUGUCAAUCGAGCUAGCAAAGCUUGUGGUCCUUUGGUAAAAUGGGUUAUUGCGCAAGUCAAGUUCUCCGAAAUCCUGGACAAGGUCGAGCCUCUUCGAAAUGAAGUGCAGUCUCUGGAAGAUCAGGCAGAGCAAGCAAAGCAACAGGCCAAGAUGAUCAUCGAAAUGAUUGCGGAGCUCGAGGCCAAGAUACAGACGUACAAGGAAGAAUACGCGUUACUCAUUAGCGAGACCCAGGCUAUCAAAGGGGAGAUGGAGCGUGUCCAAAGUAAGGUCGACCGCAGCAUGAAACUUCUCGACAGUCUUUCUUCAGAACGUGGGAGAUGGGAGGCAGGAAGCAGGACCUUUGAUGUUGAAAUGAGCACCAUCGUGGGCGACGUUCUAUUGUCCGCUGCUUUCCUUGCAUACGGAGGAUUCUUCGACCAACAUUAUCGCGAGGUCAUGUGGCAAGAAUGGGCUAGCCAUCUCGGAGAAGCUGGCGUUAAAUUCAAGCAAGAACUCUCUUUCCCUGAAUAUCUGUCUACCGCCGACGACCGCCUCAGCUGGCAAUCGAAGUCGCUUCCCUCUGACAACUUGUGCACAGAGAAUGCCAUUAUGCUUAAGCGGUACAACCGUUAUCCGCUUGUGAUUGACCCCACGGGCCAGGCUACGACCUUCCUCCUUAACGAGUACAAGGAUCGCAAGAUAGCCGUCACCAGCUUCCUGGACGAGGCAUUCCUGAAGGUGCUGGAGAGCGCGCUGCGGUUCGGUAAUCCUCUGCUCAUCCAAGAUGUAGAGCACCUUGAUCCGAUAUUAAAUGCCGUCCUCAACAAGGAGAUCCGACGCACUGGUGGACGUGUUUUGAUCCGCCUGGGCAAUCAAGACAUUGAUUUCUCUCCUUCGUUCACUAUGUUCCUGACUACUCGGGAUCCGUCCGUUGAAUUCUCUCCAGACAUCUGCAGUCGGGUGACAUUCGUCAACUUCACGAUGACGAGGAGCAGUUUGCAAAGCCAAUCUUUGGACCAAGUUCUCAAAGUGGAGCGGCCUGAUACUGAGCGGAAGCGUACGGACCUCAUGAAGGUGCAAGGCGAAUUCAGAUUACGCUUACGGACUCUAGAGAAGCUUUUGCUCCAAGCACUCAACGAAUCCACUGGCAAUAUCCUCGACGACGACAAGGUCAUAGAUACGCUUGAGACCCUGAAACGCGAAGCUGCGGAGAUCACAAGCAAAGUCGAGGAAACGGAUCUUGUCAUGCGGGAAGUGGAACAAGUAACGGCAGAAUAUCUCCCUCUCGCCCAAGCGUGCAGCUCUGUCUUCUUCAUUUUGGAGCAGAUGAAUCUGGUCAACCACUUCUACCAAUUCUCUCUGCGCUUUUUCCUCGAUAUCUUCGACUACGUCCUCCACCAGAACCCUAACCUCAAGAAUGUCUCAGACUAUAGCCAAAGGCGAGAUAUCUUGCUGAACGAUCUCUUCUUGAUGGUGUACAAGCGGACGUCUCGAGCUCUGCUGUAUCGGGACCAUGUCAUGCUGGCGGUGCUCCUGGCUCAGGUCAAGGUGCGCGGCAUCGAAGAGAUCACCGAUGAACUGGAAUUCCUGCUGGAGAGCGGAGAGUCGGCUGCUAGCGCUACGCCUCGACCUAGCGACUCUAUAUUGACCGAGGAUCAAUGGCGUCGCCUACAAAGCUUCUCCAAACACUCGAUUUUCAAGCCCGUCCAGUCCCACAUCUCGGAACAUGAAAAUGAAUGGAUACCUUUCUUGGAAUCGCCCACGCCCGAACUAUGCACGCCGAAGCCUUGGGACCCGAGCACACCGGCCUUAGAAGCAAUCCGCGUCCUUCUUAUCAUCAAGUGCCUGCGCCCCGAUCGUCUACUGCAAGCGACGGCAGCAUUCGUUCGGAUUGUUUUCCAGACGGAUCUGUCAGAGGUGUCGGCAUACAAUCUGGGAGCCAUGGUAUCAGAUGAAGUUCCUCCUGCUACCCCUCUCGCUCUCGUUUCUGUACCUGGCUAUGACGCCAGCUAUCGCGUGGACAACCUUGUUCAGACCACUAACACGAGAUGCACAUCUGUGGCGAUGGGGUCACAGGAAGGAUUCAGCCUCGCAGAUCAAGCCAUUGCCGGUGCUGCGCGCCAGGGAAGCUGGGUUCUUCUCAAGAACGUCCACCUCGCCCCGUCAUGGCUGGGUCAGCUGGAGAAGAAACUACAGACGCUGAACCCUAACCGCAAUUUCCGCUUAUUCCUCACCAUGGAGGCCAACCCUUCGAUCCCAGUGAACAUUCUACGUCAAUCACGCAUUAUCAUGAAUGAACCUCCGCCGGGUAUCAAGGCAAACCUCCUGGAUUCACUGCGGAGCGUCUCUUCUUCUCGUCUGAGUCAAGGGCCCGCUGAGAAAGUCCGACUCUAUUUCCUUCUGGCUUGGUUCCAUGCGAUUAUUCAGGAACGUCUACGCUACGUACCCCUUGGUUGGAGUAAGAAGUAUGACUUCAAUGACUCCGACAUGAUUUCAGCCUUCAACACAAUCGAUGCUUGGUUGGGUGCGGCUGCUAGGGGUCGCGCCAACAUAGAUCCCGCUGCGAUACCCUGGGACGCUCUCAGAACCCUCAUCAAGCAGUCUGUAUAUGGUGGACGGGUCGACAGCGACUUCGAUCAGAGAACACUCGACGCAUUCGUGGAUGGGCUGUUUACCCCCGCGGCUUACAAUGUCGAUUUCAGCCUUAUUCCGAGUGUUAACGGCGCAGAGUCACUCGCUAGUCCCGACGGUACGAAGCUGGAGCACUUCCUGUCCUGGGUUCAGGGCCUUCCAGAUCGUGAACCCCCCUCGUGGCUCAGUCUGCCUCCUACUGCUGAGCGUGUGAUUGCUGUUGCUCAAGGGAAUGAAUUGCUCGUGAAACUGCGGAAGAUGAGGCAGUUGGCAGACGACGAAGAUGAAGUCUCGCCAGCCGCUGGUGGACCCGCCAAAGGACAAGCGUCCCAGCAGCCUGCUUGGAUGCGGAAUUUGCAUGAUCGAUGCCAGGAGUGGUUGUCGUAUCUCCCAUCUUCCUUCAAUACGCUUAGCAAGCCCUCGACUGAGAACCAAGAUCCUCUGUACCGGCUCUUCUUCCGUGAAGGGACUAUUGGGCGCAAACUCCUCGAGCAAGUACGCAGGGACUUGGAAGACGUUGCCAAAGUCUGCGAAGGUGCUCUCAAACAGACGAAUCAUCUGCGCAACCUUAUGUCAUCGCUCACGAAGGGCACGAUUCCUGACCAUUGGCGGCGGUACAAGGUGCACAAAUCCAUGUCCGUCGCGGAGUGGAUCCCGAACUUGGCGCGUCGGCUGGGCCAGCUGGACAAGAUCGCGGGCCUGGACAGCCUCACCAACAUCGAGGUGUGGCUGGGCGGCCUCUUCUUCCCCGAGGCGUACAUCACCGCGACGCGACAAGCCGUCGCGCACCGGAAAAAGUGGAGCUUGGAGACGCUGAACCUGAGGCUGGACAUUGAGCGCAUCGACGACCCCGGCGCGUUCAUCGUCGACGGGCUGGUUCUGGAGGGCGCUGCGUGGGCGCAGGACAAGCUGGUGCUCAACGACGGGGAGGCGGUGCGGCUGAACCCGUCGCAGGUGCGCUGGGUGCAGGCGUCGGGCGACGGGGCGCAGGCGACGACGGUUACUCUGCCCGUGUACCUGAACAACGACCGGAGCGACGUGCUGUUCACGGUGGACCUGCCGUUUGACGGGAGCGCGGGCGCGUUGGUGGCUAUGCGCGCGGUGUGCUUGACUGCGGGUGGUUAG